GGCCCCAGGCCCCUCCCAGGUUCUGAGUCUCCCCGGCUGCAGGCGGAUGGAUGGGGCUUCUUCAGGCGGUGGCGGCAGCAGUGAAGGUGGCGGCGGCAGCAGCGGCAGCGGCUAUGGUGUGGUGGCUCGAUUCUCCCAGUGCCUGGCUGAGUUUCGGACGUGGUUAAGAACCAACUGGUUGAGGUUCAAUGCAGACAAGACGGAUGUGAUGCUGAAAAUGUGCAUCAGAUGUUUAUGUUUAAUUGGUUUACAGACUGUCUGUGGACUCUUUUCCUGUCAAAUUACCAGCCAUCUGUUGAGUCUUCAAGUCCAGAAAUGGAUGAAAUAUUUGACUGCCCAUGAAAGUACAGGAGGUUCAGCAACAUCAGAUGACCAUGAAUUUGAUCCAUCAGCUGACAUGCUGGUUCAUGAUUUUGAUGAUGAACGAACAUUAGAAGAGGAAGAAAUGAUGGAAGGAGAAACAAACUUCAGUUCUGAAAUAGAGGAUCUUGCAAGGGAAGGAGACAUGCCAAUUCAUGAACUUCUCAGUCUUUAUGGUUAUGAUAGUACUAUUCGACUACCUGAAGAAGAUGAGGAGGAGGAGGAAGAGGAAGAAGAAGGUGAAGAUGAUGAAGAUGCUGAUAACGAUGAUAACAGUGGCUGUAGUGGGGAAAAUAAAGAAGAGAAUAUAAAGGACUCAUCAGGUCAAGAGGAUGAAACUCAGUCUUCCAAUGAUGACCCGACACAAUCUGUUGCUUCUCAAGAUGCCCAGGAAAUAAUCCGGCCUCGUCGAUGUAAAUAUUUUGAUACAAAUAGUGAAAUAGAAGAAGAAUCUGAAGAAGAUGAGGAUUAUAUUCCAUCAGAAGACUGGAAAAAGGAGAUUAUGGUGGGCUCCAUGUUUCAAGCAGAGAUUCCAGUUGGCAUUUGUAGAUACAAAGAAAAUGAAAAAGUAUAUGAAAAAGAUGAUCAGCUUCUGUGGGACCCUGAGUACUUACCGGAAGAUAAAGUGAUUAUAUUUCUUAAGGAUGCAUCUAGACGAACAGGUGAUGAGAAAGGUGUAGAAGCAAUUCCUGAAGGAUCUCACAUAAAAGACAAUGAACAGGCGUUAUACGAAUUAGUUAAAUGCAAUUUUGACACAGAAGAAGCACUGAGAAGAUUAAGAUUUAAUGUAAAAGCAGCUAGAGAGGAAUUAUCUGUUUGGACAGAAGAAGAGUGUAGAAAUUUUGAACAAGGGCUGAAGGCCUAUGGAAAGGAUUUUCAUUUGAUUCAGGCUAAUAAAGUUCGAACAAGGUCAGUUGGUGAAUGUGUAGCAUUUUAUUAUAUGUGGAAAAAAUCUGAACGUUACGAUUUCUUUGCUCAGCAAACGCGAUUUGGAAAAAAGAAAUAUAACCUUCAUCCUGGUGUAACGGAUUACAUGGAUCGUCUUCUAGAUGAAAGUGAAAGUGCUGCUUCUAGUCGGGCACCAUCCCCUCCCCCAACUGCCUCAAACAGUAGUAACAGCCAGUCUGAGAAAGAAGAUGGCACUAUAAGCAACAGUAAUCAGAAUGGGGUGUCAUCUAAUGGACCAGGUGAAAUGUUGAACAAAGAAGAAAUAAAAGCUGAAGGGUUACACGUGAAUGGACCAACAGGUGGAAAUAAGAAACCACUUCAUGCAGAUGUGGAUACUAAUGGUUAUGAAACAGAUAACCUUACCACUGACCCAAAACUUGUCCAUAUGACUGCAAGAAAUGAAAAUGAUUUUGAUGAAAAAAAUGAGAGACCUGCCAAAAGGCGAAGGGUAAACAGCAAUGGAAAAGAAAGUCCAGGUUCUUCUGAAUUCUUCCAGGAAGCAAUGUCACAUGGAAAAUUUGAAGAACUUGAGAACACCGAUGACUAAAUUUUAGACUUAUUUUACUUUCUUUGGAGUAAAAUCUGGUUUGACUAAAAUUUUCAGGGUUGAUGGGUUACCUUAAAAAGUUGAUUUUCUUGAAACAGUUGGUUAAAAUUUGAAAAUUUGAGAUGAGUUCUGAUUUUAGUAAGUAAGAUUUCAUAAUUCUGCCCUUUGUAGACUUUUUACUUCAAAAGUGUAAAGAUCCUGUUAAGGCUAUAACAUAUAGUUUAGUAAAUUUGAAUGAACUAUGGAAAUAUCUGUACCUUCUCAUUUGAUGUAUUAAUCUUAAAAGCUCACUACAGGUACUUUUUGCUUAGUUUGAUGGCAGAGAAGAAAAAAACCCAGGUUCUAAUUUCUGUUUAACACCAGUUUUUCUGAGUUUCUUGAAAUGUCUUCUUUUCUAAGAGACAUUUUCUCUCCAUACAAAUUGAGUGUCAUUAUUAAGGAAACCCUUAUGAAUCCUGAAAGUUAUGCUGGCAUGAUUUUUUAUAUAUAGAAGUUUUAAAAUAAACCAAGUCAGGUUUGUAUAUGUAAAAUUGUUGACAUCAAUGAUGUCUUUCCAUAUUCUUAUCUGGGCUUAAGAAAUACAUUCUGUAUUUUUCCAGAUUCUUUGUAGCCUUUGAAAGAUUUUUACAGUACAUAUGUCUUGACUGAGCUGUCCUUUCUUAAUACAAAAGCUUGUAUAAUUUUCUUAACUUGUACAGUUGGUAAACUUUUAUGAGAGGAAUUGAUAUUCUGAGUCUGUCAGCUUUCAUUUUAUUUUGCUAAGGUUUUUCUAAUGAAUUUUUAAGUGUUUGUGUAGUAACUAAGUCAUGUUUCUUAUACAGGUGGUAAAAGCAUUCAUAAAGGAUUGUGAAAAUUUGUUUUUUCAGAUUUCUACUUAAGGACAAAUAGUUUGAGAAUUCUGAAAUUAAGCAUGAUACCUAGAUUGCAUCGUUUGUUUUGCAUUUGCUAUAAUUUUCAAAAUUAUUUUUGAAGCAAGAUGAAAGUUUAAUGUUAGUUUAAGUGCUUAAAUGUAUCAUGCUGACCAGAAUCCUGUUCGGUUAUUUUUAUAUGCAUUAUAAAAUUUCCCAUUUUUGCAUUAACUAAACAGGGGAAAAGGUCAAGCAAUAUUUAGAUAUUGGCACACACAAGGAGUUGGCAGAUAACAAUACUGAUUUUAUGUGGAAAAAGUGAUGAAGUUGAGUGUACAUCCAUUGCUCUGUGUGAUUACAAACAGGAUCAUCAUUUUGCAUAGCUUUUCAAGAGUGCCAUUUUAUUUUUAGUGCAAAAUUCUUGUUAAAAAUGUAGUUUUAUACAGCUGAUAGACCAACCUAUAUCCAAACUUUUAUAAAAGAUUAUUAACUAUUCUUGUUUUUUUUCACAGGCAUAUCCCAAAUGCUUCUACCAAUUCAGUUUCAGCCAUCAGUUCAAGAGCCAAUGCCUUUUUAAAAUAAAUCUGUGGUCUUGUUUUUAAUGGCUCAACUGUUGAAUACAAUUGAGUAAAGGUUUGCACUGAGAAAUUAUGGUUUAGGCCUUACCCCCAUGAAGUAUUACUAUUAACGUAUGUUCAGAACUGCUUCCUUCCACCAAUGUGAACAACUCUUUUCCCUAAACAGUGUUAAAAAGCCACUUGACAACACUUGACUUCAUAUAAUGUACAUUCACUGUUUUUACGUACAUAUCCAAGUAAAUCAGAGUUUUGGGUGGAACUGUUAAGAAGCCUGAAUUUUUUUUGUUUUGUUUUACCCUACAACAUUUAAUUUAUCCAGAGUGGCAGCUUUAGCAGAUGGUCACAAUCCACUUUCUAAAUCAGUUUUUAUUACACAAAUCCAAAGUAUCCUAGCUCCAGCUCUUUGUCAAAGAUGGUCUAUAGAAGUGUUUCAAAUGAAAUAGUGACGCUAUACUUUUUAAGUUGUUGCAAUAUUAGAGAUGCUAUUUUCACCUUUUUCAAAAGAUGCAUUUUGUUUGCAGGUUUGUGAAGUUCUUGGAAACUAAUAUUACAAGAACAUUUUAGUAAAUUCUCAGGCAUGUUUGCAAAUAUGGCACAUGUAUACAUGUUAGGAAAUUUUACUUUUCUUAAUCUUAUCUUUUUAAAGUAUACCUAAUAAAAGACAUUCCACUAUUA
Molecule: messenger RNA, 3956 nt
Organism: Hyaena hyaena (striped hyena)
Lineage: Eukaryota; Metazoa; Chordata; Mammalia; Carnivora; Hyaenidae
Gene: MIER1
Product: MIER1 transcriptional regulator
Exons: 16
Coding region: 47-1855 (602 amino acids)
Biological process (GO): negative regulation of transcription by RNA polymerase II
Cellular component (GO): nucleoplasm
Molecular function (GO): transcription corepressor activity; histone deacetylase binding
Source: RefSeq, a predicted model, not a curated record